This is a messenger RNA of Saprolegnia diclina VS20, 456 nucleotides long. RefSeq lists its product as hypothetical. The transcript has a single exon. Lineage: Eukaryota; Oomycota; Saprolegniomycetes; Saprolegniales; Saprolegniaceae. Bases 62 to 367 code for a protein of 101 amino acids. The record is from RefSeq and is a predicted model, not a curated record.
CGUCGGUUGAAACGCCUGUGGCCGUCUCGUGGCGGUAUCUUCAUUGCCUGCGUCGCCUAAUAUGGACCGCGUGAUUGCGCUUUGCACAAGCGUGUGGCGCGAGGUGCAGGAAGACGGCCUCGAAGCCUUCCUCUUCCCGCGCGCUGCCUACUGCGCUGUACCCCAAUGCGAAUCCGACGUACCGCUGCGAGUCGAUCGCGCGUCUCAUCGAGUUACGUACGACGCAACGGACGACGCCUUUGGCCUGCCCGAGGACUAUGACGAGAUUGCUACUGAUUCGAAGCGACAGCGCUACUGCGACCCUGCGCCUCGAUUCGAUGCGAAGGACGGUAGCACGAUCUCCCUCCUCUCGGCGUCGCGCGCGUGAGACCCACGACUACUGUGCUAUCUAUGAGCCACCGAGAGCGAUGCAUCCCCUGCAUGGAGUUUCGAUGGACCAAUGCAUUUUGACGUCGA